UAUAUUCAACAUCAGCUCUUAUGGUCAUAGCAUAAUUAUCCUGGCUGGUUACUUUUAGAAUAAAAAAGUAGCUGAGCAUGCACUGUCUUGCUAGCAAAGUCGUCAGGGAGAAGAGGUUCCUUCCCCUCCAGAACACAAACCAGGAAUCGAGAAGAGGAGAUUACAAAGCCCAUGGCAGGUCUCAUCAAAGCUUUUGCUGCGACUCUUGUUUUAUGCCUACUUACCAGAGGAUCAUGUGAUUGCUCAUUGAACAACAUCACCAUUGGGACAGUCCGAAGUGGGAGAGAAAUAAGUGGUCAGGCAGAUUGGAACGUGACAGUGGUAAACAACUGCCAAUGUGCUCAAAGCCAAAUACAGUUGUCUUGCAUGGGGUUUCAAACAGUGGAAAAUAUUGACCCAUCAAUCCUUUCGAAGCAAGGUGAUACCUGCCUGCUCAUCAAUGGCAGUUCCCUGGAGGCAUCAGCUUCUGUCAACUUCUCCUAUGCUUGGGAUCCUCCUUUUCUGUUGUUGCCACUGGGCUCUGUUAUCCAUGGCUGUUAACCUUGGAGUAUCCUUUUCGCUUUCAUUUUUUUAUAACUACACAAUCUCCUCAAUGAAAAAGGGAUUUUAAUGUGGUUAUUAUA
This is a messenger RNA of Populus trichocarpa (black cottonwood), 623 nucleotides long. RefSeq lists its product as uncharacterized. Bases 172 to 540 code for a protein of 122 amino acids. Gene Ontology annotation, biological process: cell fate determination. The transcript is spliced from 2 exons. Lineage: Eukaryota; Viridiplantae; Streptophyta; Magnoliopsida; Malpighiales; Salicaceae. The record is from RefSeq and is a predicted model, not a curated record.